AUGUACCUACACGAGUUUGGAAAGGUUAAAGUGAUCAAAUUAUUUGCUCUACUCGAAGACGUUUGCCAUGGCGCAGAUGGGAUUUCAGAUCUUACAGAGGCGCAAAUUGGAGUGAGUUAUGGAGAUUUUUGAAUAGAAUGUAUUUUUUUGAUCCAAAAUAUGGAAAAAAACAAAGGUUAAAAAAAAAUUUUUUUGAAAUUUGGAGUUUUCCAUAAUUUUGAAUCGACAAAUCUUGGAUUUUUCAACUACUCAUUUUUUUGAAAAAACGCUUUUUAUUCAACACCUCAUACAUUUUUUCCAAACUGAGGCGUUCAUUUUCGAAACAUUUUUUUGGAAAAAUUUUUAAGUUUAGAAUCACCUUUCUUCCUGUAUGGGAAUCAAACUAUACAUAGCAAUUAAAAUCGUUCGCUCCUGAUAGAAAUUUUAGUUCUUCAAACCGAUUUAGUGAAUCCAGCAAUAUCUCCCUUUGCUUAAGAACUAGACCUACUUAACUUUAAACUGAUCACAUCUCUUAGUAUAAAUCCUAAUCAUCCUAAAACCCCAGGAAAUCUGCCACGACGUCUGCAAAUCCCUGCACAACGUCUGCAUUUGUCCCAGGGAUCGUCGUCGAUUCGAAGCCGCCGCCAUGACCACGGCUGAUCAACGACAUCGUUUCUUGACUGCGAAUUAUGUCAAUGGGUCUUUUGUCAGUUUUCAUCGCAAAUCCUAGGGAAACCUGAACUUUUUCAGGAGAUUUUCCGUCUCGAUGACAUGGAGAAGCAGCGCCUGAAUGAGCAGGACAGAACGAAGAAGACAACUUCUGGGAUUACCAAGCAAACGGUGAGAUGAACUUUUUUCUCGGAUAAUCUUAUCACUCAGGUCGUGCCAGAAGUGUCCAUCCAGACGGAAAGGAUAAGAGAUCUGAACGAGGAGGAGUUCAUCAUCAGCAUCCCGACAGAAAACGACAAGAAGAUCUCCUUGCUGACCAUCGCCGCCUCGAUGACAACCAACACUACCUACGUUUUUUCCUACACCCCAACUUUCGUUCUCUAUACUCUGCGAACGGUUAGUUACAAUUGGAAUUACCAUUAAAGCCUUUUUUGCUCAAUUAUUGUCUUGUCUCCUUAAGAUUCUACCAGUAGACCGACGACAUUUGUACGCCUUCGUCGCCUCAUCAACAAGAUCUACAGAAUAUCUCAAGUUGCCGGAUGAGCUCUACGUCAAGAUGCAAGGUUUGAACAAAAAACUACUCUGUUCAUCACAAGCAUAAGAAAAAGAAGAUCUUUUUUCUUCUUACGUCUUUGUACCGCUUGAGCGGCCCCGAGUCUAUUAGCCUAGGUCCUAUCCUGAUAUCAGUGAUAAUCAGUGGACUGGUUAGAUAUCUGGUCUUGUUUGUGACGAGACUAUAAAGCCGUGGUUUCCGAGUAUCAAAACUUCUUCAACUCCUUGGGUUAACACGCGGCGGGGAUUGAACUUAUGACCUUCUGGACCUUAGACAGGCAAACAACCCGUUGCGCUACGGCACGCUAAGAAUAUACCCUGAUCAAUAAUCUCCUCAAGACUGCUCAAAAAACUUUCAAGACCAGAAUUACCCUUCCAGAAUUCCUACUAGCCUGCGCCGACAUGAAAGAAUGGUCGGACCCGUUCCGACUUGUCAUCCAUCAGAAAGUCCAAGAAAGCAUCCACUCAACGGCUUCCAAGUUCUUGUAAAUCACUGCUCCUUCUCCCAAUGAUCAAAGAAACUUCUCAGCCAAAACAGCCGACGUCUUCAACGACAGGCGGAGAAUCUCGAAAGGUACUACAGUUCCGAGGCGGCGGCCGACGUGAAAAGGAACCGUUGCGCCGUCGGCCACCAAGUUCUUACGAACAGAGGACAAAAAAGGCCUCAUCCUGGCGUUUCUCGGGAAGAAGUCAAAGUUGGAUCGGACGAACCAGGGAAACGUAUUCCUGUUGACCCGGUCAACGCCUUCAUUGAGCGAUGUUGGUUUCACUUGAAUUUUCUCAAAAUUCUAUGGAUUUCAGUUCAACUUGAAGGCCACAGCAACAUCGAAUGCGCUUUGGAUAAAAUAGUUCAAAAAGUCGAAUGCCAUGAUGACGAUUACGGGUUACAAAGUGAAGACAACUCUUCUUGA
Molecule: messenger RNA, 2111 nt
Organism: Caenorhabditis auriculariae
Lineage: Eukaryota; Metazoa; Nematoda; Chromadorea; Rhabditida; Rhabditidae
Source: the annotation of a GenBank genome assembly